Molecule: messenger RNA, 1703 nt
Organism: Lytechinus pictus (painted urchin)
Lineage: Eukaryota; Metazoa; Echinodermata; Echinoidea; Temnopleuroida; Toxopneustidae
Product: fibropellin-3-like
Exons: 10
Coding region: 592-1287 (231 amino acids)
Molecular function (GO): calcium ion binding
Source: RefSeq, a predicted model, not a curated record
ACACCUGGCAGUCAUGUAACCUAUGAAGAAGAAUGCACCUUUUCUUGUCCAACUGGUUAUGCGCUGGUCGGACCGUCAUCCGUUAACUGCACAAGCUCUGGAAAUUUCUCUUACUCAUUUCCCGAAUGUCAGGCAACUUGCACCGUACAUGACUUGGGAAUACAAGUAACUUCUUUAUGUACUACUGGUGAGGAAGUAAGCUUGAACCAAGAAUGUACCUUUUCUUGUCCAACUGGUUAUGAGCUUAUCGGACCAUCAUCCGUUACCUGCACGAGCUCUGGAAAUUUCUCAGACGCACUUCCCGAUUGUCGGGUUACUUGUGAGGUUUCUGAAUUUGGAGAAAACGUAAAUUCAUCUUGUACACCUGGUGAAGAGGUUAGCUUGAACCAAGCAUGCACAUUCUCUUGUCCGACUGGUUAUGAUCUGACUGGCCAAUCCUCUGUCACAUGCACAAGCUCCAGAAAUUUCUCUGAUCCAUUUCCCCAAUGUCAGAAUAUUGACGAUUGUGAUCCUUCCCCCUGUGUGAAUGGAGGAACUUGUGACGAUGGUAUCAACUCUUAUACUUGUAACUGUGCUCUUGGCUAUACUGGAAUGAACUGCUCGACAGAUAUUGACGAUUGUGAUCCUUCCCCUUGUGUGAAUGGAGGAACUUGUGACGAUGGUAUCAACUCUUAUACUUGUAACUGUGCUCUUGGCUAUACUGGAAUGAACUGCUCGACAGAUAUUGACGAUUGUGAUCCUUCCCCUUGUGUGAAUGGAGGAACUUGUGACGAUGGUAUCAACUCUUAUACUUGUAACUGUGCUCUUGGCUAUACUGGAAUGAACUGCUCGACAGAUAUUGACGAUUGUGAUCCUUCCCCUUGUGUGAAUGGAGGAACUUGUGACGAUGGUAUCAACUCUUAUACUUGUAACUGUGCUCUUGGCUAUACUGGAAUGAACUGCUCGACAGAUAUUGACGAUUGUGAUCCUUCCCCUUGUGUGAAUGGAGGAACUUGUGACGAUGGUAUCAACUAUUAUACUUGUAACUGUGCUCUUGGCUAUACUGGAAUGAACUGCUUGACAGAUAUUGACGAUUGUGAUCCUCCUCCUUGUGUGAAUGAAGGAACUUGUGACGAUGGUAUCAACUCUUAUACUUGUAACUGUGCUCUUGGCUAUACUGGAAUGAACUGCUCGACAGAUAUCAACGAAUGUGCAUCAAACCCCUGUAUACGUGGGACCUGUGUGGAUGGUAUCAACUCUUACACUUGUGAUUGUCCUGAAAAUUACACUGGAACGAAAUGUGGUUAGUUAUUUCUUUAUAUUCUUUUCUCGAGCCACUUUUACAAAUACAAACAUUAUUAGACAUUGGUAGAGCACCCGUCUCACCAUCUUGAGGUCGGUAGUUCAAGCCCCGGUCGCCUCGGACCAAACAGACGUUAUUAAAAGAUACCAGUUACUGGUACCCUGUUUGAGCGUAAAUGGCGUUCAACGGUUUAAGGGUUAGAACAACAUUGGUCUGUCGCUGUACAGUGGCUGCCGCCGGCGGGCCCUCGAUCAUUUGGCCAAAAUCAAUUUUCGGAAGAUUUCUAUUAAUGAUUUCUGUUUUGAUCAAUAAUCUAUGGGGGUUCUUAUUGGACAAUAUCAUUGGACCUCUCUAUCCUUUUUUCCUUCUUUAUGUAUCGAUGUUAAUACAAAAAAAAUUCUAAAUGAAAGACCCCCCCCCC